GUUGUAGGAAGUCGCUGUUCAUCUUUAGUUCUUUUUGUCAAACAGCUGCGUAUAACCCAAAUAUACUCAGCCUUAUAAAGAUGAUGCGAAGACCCAGAGCAACAACUGCCAAAGCUGUAGUUUACAACGAUAAUGACACUCUAGACUCCGACUUAUCUUUUUCUCAGGUGGUGAGUAGUGAUGAAGACAUGGAGGAGUGGAGGCCACCAGAGUCAACAAACGCUACCAGCACAGCAGCCAGAGGUCUUAAAGCUAGCGGGAUGAAAGCGGCUCCCAAGAAGACUACUAAACCAAAAGCUCCCAAAGAACCUAAGGCUCCUAAAGUUCCCAAAGAACCUAAGGCUCCUAAAGUUCCCAAAGAACCUAAGGCUCCUAAAGUUCCCAAAGAACCUAAACCAAGAGCACCCCGCAAACGUGCAGCAGAACAAAAAUCACCAAACACUCAAAGAACCACUGGAGCAAAGAGAAAAAAGACUAAUGGUGAUGAUUUAGAAGAAAAUAAAAGCAAACCACAAAGUGAUUUCCCAGAAGAACAGAGAGUUGACAAGGGAGAAUCUGGUGUCAGAAUGAAAGAAGAGAGGAUCUCCUUCAUUGUGUCGGAUCAGACAGUAGGAUGGGCAGAUGAGGGGACAUCUAAAGCUGGGCUCCAAGUCAAGAAGGAAGAAGCGCCUGAAGACGAUUUCACUUUUGAUGAGCCAUGUCACAAAAAACAGCCAUUCAGGGAAACAAACCAGCAGCAACGAGCUGCCUUACCAGAAUCCAAAUUCCGGUCUCUGAAGAAUGAUCUCAAUAUGAACUGGGAUGUUGUUGAGGUUCUCUCUACUCAGACCUGUGUGGAGCAGUGGGUUUGUGCGAAUAUCAUUAUGCUGCUACGUGAGGAAAACACUGUUCCCUUUAUGGUGCGAUACCGCAAGGACAUGAUCAACCACAUGGAUGCAGAUGCAGUUCGAGACGUCCAGAUGGUCUUUGAGGAGUUAUGUUCUCUUGCUAAGAAGACCCAGUCUGUGAUUCAGACCCUGAAGAAGGACGGUGUUUUGACACCUGAGUUGGAGGAAAGCCUCAGGAACUGCCGAUCAGCUGAUGACCUGGAUCAUGUGUAUUCUCCUUACAAGAAAGGCAGCAAGCUUACUAAAGCUCGCAGGGCCAAAGCUUUAGGCCUGGAAGAUGCUGCCUCUGCAAUGAUGAACUCACCACAUAAUUUGGAUCUCACAGCUUGGGUGAAGCCUGGCACUGAAGGUCUGUCAUCCGUUGAAGAAGUGGCCACUGGUGUGGAGCACAUUUUGGCCGACAUGAUAGCCAAAGAUCCAGAGACACUCACCUACAUUAAAGCAUUAUGUGAAAGGAGCUAUGUGACCAUCCAAUCAAGUGUUUCCAAGACAGCACUGAAGGAAAAGGAGCAGGGGAAAUCUGCUCAAGGCCAGAAGAAACCAGGAGCGGAUAAAAACAAAAACAAAGACUUUGACAAGUUCCAGCUCUAUUUUGACUUUACCUGCAACGUCCAGCGCAUCCAGCCUCAUCAGACACUGGCGAUUAACCGAGGCGAGAGUCUGAAGAUUUUGACAGUGAAGGUGAACAUUCCUGACAGAGUGAAGAGCGACUUUACUCAGUGGUGCAUCAACAACAGGUGGAGGACAAAGACAUUUGCAAGAGAGGAGCUUCGUGCAAUCAUCACAAAUGCAGUAGAGGACUCCUAUAAAAGGCUUAUUCUGCCCUUCCUCACUCGAAGCUAUAGGACUAAACUCACAAGUGCAGCAGAAAAGGAAUCAAUUGCCAUGUUUGUGCGAAACCUCCGCCAGCGCUUAUUAGUCUGUCCAGUCAGGGGCUGUGUCAUAAUGGGGGUGGACCCUGGCUUCAGACAUGGCUGUAAACUGGCUGUCCUCUCACACACAAGUCAGAUUCUGCAUACCGAUGUUGUGUACCUGCACAAUUCAGGACAUCAAAGAGAAGCAGAGAAAUUGCGCCACCUUAUGAUUAAAUACGGUUGCACAAAGGUAGUCAUUGGCAACGGCACAGCUUGUCGUGAAACUGAGUCCUUCUUUGCUGAUCUCAUCUCCAGACGGUAUUUUCACCCACUGGAUGUGUCCUACUGUAUAACCAAUGAGGCAGGAGCGUCCAUCUACAGUGUGAGUCCUGAGGCGGUCAAAGAGAUGCCAGACUUGGACCCAAAUCUUAGGAGUGCAGUGUCUAUAGGAAGACGUGUGCAGGAUCCACUAGCUGAGCUGGUGAAGAUCGAUCCCAAACACAUUGGCAUUGGAACCUAUCAGCACGAUGUGUCAGCUGGAGCACUGAAGGCAGCGCUGGAUGGAGUGGUGCAGGAGUGUGUGAGCUUUGUUGGAGUGGACAUCAACAUCUGCUCUGAGACACUAAUGAGGCAUGUAGCAGGGCUGAACGCAGGCAGAGCUCGCAGCAUUGCUGAGUGGAGAGAGAAAAAUGGUCCGUUCAUCAACAGAGAGCAACUCAAACUGGUGAAAGGCAUGGGACCCAAGAGCUUCCAACAGUGUGCUGGCUUCAUUAGGAUCAAUCCGCAAACUCUAAACAGUGCCAAACCCUUGCCUGGGAGUGCCACAACAGUAGCAGAAAAAACAGCACCUAAGAAGAGCAAAGGAAAGGCUGCUUGUGACAUACCAACCUCAUUAAACCCCCUGGACCAAACUUGUAUUCACCCCGAGUCCUACCAUGUGGCACAGAGAUUUCUGUCCCUUGUGGGUGGGAGUGUGGACCAAAUAGGCAGUGCAGGGUUAAAACAAUUUGUGGAGAACAAGGUUACCACAAGUUGUAUCGAGGAGCUCGCCAAGAAAGUGGAUGCCACCCCGGAAACCCUCAAACUCAUCAUAGAUGGCCUGACGCAGCCCCCAGGAUUCGAUAUACGACAAAAUUUUGGGCAGGCGGACUUUAAGCGGGGAAUUGUGUCGAUGAGUGAUCUGCGUGUCGGAGCAGUGCUCACUGGGCGAGUAGACAACACCACUCUGUUUGGAGCCUUCGUGGACAUCGGUGUUGGUCGUGAUGGUCUUAUUCAUAAGAGCAACAUUACCCUGGACAAGCUGCCCGUCAGCCAGCGGCGUCGCAGUUUGGCUCUGGGCCCCGGAGAGCGGGUUGAGGUCCGAGUCCUGAAUAUAGACGUCCAGAGGGGACGGAUUGGGCUUGACCUGAUUAGGGUCCUCCAGUAGAUACAGAGGUUCCUUUAAAGAAUAUUCCACAAUUUGGACUGUGCCCUGUCUCUUCUUAUUAGACACCAAGCAAUCUGAGAGGGAAAAUACCUCCAGAUGUUUAAAGAAAUGUUGGCUACGAACUGAUUUACUGGAUAGGAAAAAAAGCAAGUUAAUUUGUUUUAACAGGAGAUUUGCCUUAUUUAUGGAAACAGUUAGUUGUUUUACUAUUGUGAUGCAUUUCAGUGUCAGCUGCGAGAUCCUACAGAUCAAACAAAGUUCAUAUUUAAGGACUUUAAACAUUUUCAAUGUUUUUUUUUCAUAUAUGUUCUAAAAACUGGGAAUAAAGUUUAUCAUAAACACUUUAGCUGUGAUGCUAAUAACUUACUACUUGAACUAAUGUGGCUUAAGUUUGCCAUAUAGGAGAAUUUUUGUGUACUUGGGUGAUUGGGGAUCACUAUGUACAUUUCGAAAAAAGUUAUUUAUUUCUGUCAUUCAUGUCGGAAAUAAGACAAUAAAUG
This is a messenger RNA of Cyprinodon variegatus (sheepshead minnow), 3667 nucleotides long. RefSeq names its product S1 RNA binding domain 1 (gene srbd1). The transcript is spliced from 22 exons. The coding region runs from base 81 to 3167 and encodes 1028 amino acids. Gene Ontology annotation, biological process: translation; nucleobase-containing compound metabolic process. Gene Ontology annotation, molecular function: structural constituent of ribosome; mRNA binding. Lineage: Eukaryota; Metazoa; Chordata; Actinopteri; Cyprinodontiformes; Cyprinodontidae. The record is from RefSeq and is a predicted model, not a curated record.